This is a messenger RNA of Erinaceus europaeus (western European hedgehog), 2156 nucleotides long. It is a transcript of the gene GPR132, whose product is annotated as G protein-coupled receptor 132. The record is from RefSeq and is a predicted model, not a curated record. Gene Ontology annotation, biological process: G1/S transition of mitotic cell cycle; negative regulation of G2/M transition of mitotic cell cycle; G protein-coupled receptor signaling pathway. Lineage: Eukaryota; Metazoa; Chordata; Mammalia; Eulipotyphla; Erinaceidae. The transcript has 3 exons. Gene Ontology annotation, molecular function: G protein-coupled receptor activity. The coding region runs from base 130 to 1203 and encodes 357 amino acids. Gene Ontology annotation, cellular component: membrane.
GCUGCCUGCGGUCUGAGACUUCCUGCAAGCACUCAGCAGGCGACAGGGCCACAGCACCGGGUCAUAGGUUGGGACCCAGGGCUGCAGAGCUGCUGCAGAGCCCCCACAGAAGGGCCAGGAGGACGCAGAAUGGGAGGGUCCUCCACUGCCAGCAACUCCAGCACCUGCGGGCAGUGCCCGGGCCUGGAGCUGCUGUACGAGCAGAGCCGCCUGCCGCUGGUGACUGUCUACAGCGCCGUGUUUGUGCUGGCGCUGCCCGCCAAUGGGCUGGCGGCUGGGCUGGCAUUGCUGGCUGCACGGCGUGGCAACGUGCUGGCUGUGUACAUCUUCUGCCUGGCGCUGUGCGAGCUGCUGUACGUGGGCACCCUGCCGCUGUGGGCGCUGUACAUCCAGAACAAGCACCGCUGGGCACUGGCCCGGCGUACCUGCCGCCUCACUGCCUUUGUCUUCUUCUGCAACAUGUAUGCCAGCAUCCUGCUGCUCUGCUGCAUGGCCUGCGACCGCGCCCUGGCCCUGGCCCACCCGCUGGCCAGCCGUGCCAGGCGUCGCCCGCUCACUGCCGCCCUGGUGUGCACGGUAGUGCUGGUGCUAGUGGGCGUAGUGCACGGCCAGGUGCUGGUCGGGCUGCCCGAGGUUGGCCGCAACGACACCUGCUUCGACGAGCUGCCCAUUGACGCCACCACUGCCGGCUACUACUACGCGCGCUUCGCCCUGGGCUUCGCGGUGCCCCUGGGCGUGCUGGCUGCCGCCACCUGGAGCAUCCGGCGCAGUGUCCAGCGCAGCUUAGGUCUGAGUGCCGCCUGCAAGGCCCGGGCGCGGCGACUGGCUGCGGCCGUAUUACUAUUGUUCCUCGGCUGCUUUGCGCCCUACCACGUGGUGCUGCUGCUGCGGGCGGCCGCCUACUCCUACUACCACGACUGUUGCCCCACCCUGUGUGCCUUCGAGAAGCGUUUGUACACGGCCUUCGUGGCCUUCCUCUGCCUCUGCACGGUCAGCAGCGUGGCUGACCCCGUCCUCUACGUGCUGGUCAGCGACCACCUGCGCCAGGAGGCGGGGAGGCUCCGUGGGUGCUGGUGGCUGACUAGUCGAGGGACAGAGGUGACCCAGCUCACAGGUUCCAAGGAUUUGGAGGAGCCACGCUCGCCCGGGGCACCCUCUGGGGGUCAGCUCUGCCCCUUGGACUCCCUGUACGAGGACAUCUGACCACUCCUGCUCCUGGGACUGGUGGGGUGGGCACCUGGACAGGACAGGGAGGGACUUCAUUUCUCAGCCCGGCGGUGACAAUGAGCGUGAGGGGACAGAAGGGUGCCUGUGACUGCUGGAGAUGCUGGGAGGCAGCUCAAGUGACCGGCCCUCCAAGGUCUGGGUGCUCCUGUUGGAAUGGGCCCUGCCUGAGGUGGCAGGCAGGUUAAAGAAUCCUUCAGCCAGGUGUGCCUGGGGGGAGGCAGAAGGACUCUGGGUAGAUGAGGCUGCCUGGCAUGGCUCCACAUCAAGGCCAAGAGGAAUGGCUUCACCCAGAGCCAUGGGGCUGGAAGGGACACAGCUAAAGUCAAUUCAUGUCCCAUCUGACCUCCCAUGGAGGAGUGAAGUCACUGGCUUUGGCCCAGGGUAUGGUACAUAGAUAAGAAGUGGACUCUUUGGUGGAGGGUAGAUAGCAUAACAGUUAUGCAAACAGACUCUCAUGCCUGAGGCUCCAAAGUCCCAGGUUCAAUCCCACGCACCACCACAUGCCAGAGAUGAAUAAUACUCUGGCAAGGAAAAAAAAAAGAGAGAAAAAGAAGUGGACUCUUUGGGGGUCGGACGGUAGCACAGCGGGUUAGGCACACAUGGCGCAAAGCGUAAGGAUACCGAUUCGAGCCCCUGGCUCCCAACCUGCAGGGGAGUCGCUUCACAGGUGGUGACGCAGGUCUGCAGGUGUCUCUCUUUCUUUCCCCUCUCUGUCUUCCUCUCUUCUAUUUCUCUCUGUCCUAUCCAACAGUAGCAAUGAUAAUAAUAACCACAACAAUGAUAGAUAAAACAACCAGGGCAACAAAAGGGAAAAAAAUGGCCUCCAGGAGCAAUGGAUUCAUGGUGCAGGCACCGAGCUCCAGCGAUAACCCUGGAGGCAAAAAAAAGAAGUGGACUCAUCGCACUAUGCCAGGUGCCACUGAAAUGCC